Oncorhynchus mykiss (rainbow trout) is the source of this 2413-nucleotide messenger RNA. Its product is annotated as heme transporter hrg1-B. Gene Ontology annotation, molecular function: heme transmembrane transporter activity; heme binding. Gene Ontology annotation, biological process: heme transport. The record is from RefSeq and is a predicted model, not a curated record. Gene Ontology annotation, cellular component: plasma membrane; lysosomal membrane. Lineage: Eukaryota; Metazoa; Chordata; Actinopteri; Salmoniformes; Salmonidae.
ACUCCCCUCUUGGCUGAAGACGGAAAACUGUAGCGUUGGUUCUUGAACAUAAAACACAAUCUUGAUCAUUCUUGGGCGGGUGGGAUAAACAGUCGUUAUUUUGUUGACACUGUAAGCUGCUUUUUAAUAACUUAAAAAAAAAAUCGGUUGUUGGUGUUUGAUACAAUUGUAGGGAGUAUUGUUUUCGUUCGAUAAUCAAUUUGUUUGUAUCGAUCAGCGAUGGUUCAUCCGGGGUUGUUGAAAUCAUCGGUCGAUCUGUAAACAAAAACUGUCAGGCUAACACGGUACAUGGCAUGUGUAUGCCUUUUUAUUGGCCGUCUACAUAAGUUUGUUUUCAACCUAUAGCUAUUGUCAUAUCCGUGUUAAUGGGGAAGAGUAGAACAUACGUACGUAUAGGAUAUGCUACCUUUGGUAUGCUGGUUGGAUUUUCAGCUUUUUUGGUCUGGAACAUAACAUACAAACAGCCAUGGACAGCGGCAAUGGGCGGAUUGUCAGGAGUGCUGGCGCUCUGGGCCCUUGUCACCCACGUCAUGUACUUGCAGGACUUCUGGCACACAUGGCUGAAGGGACUCAAGUUCUUCAUCUUCGUUGGGGCUCUCUUCUCCAUACUGGCUGUGGUUGCCUUCACUACCUUCCUCACCCUUGCCAUCACACAGAAGCAAUCUCCGACUGACCCUGGGAGCCUGUACCUGUCGUGUGUUUGGAGCUUCCUGACUCUCAAAUGGGCAUUCCUCUUGGCCCUGUACUCACACAGAUACCGCCAGGAGUUUGCUGACAUCAGCAUCCUCAGUGACUUCUGAUUAUACACUCCAUGUUACCCUUCAUACACUUGGUAGAAGAUUUUGGGAAAAGGGUUUUGGGAACCAACCGGUGGCAGAAGAGUUGGUGAAAAAUAGUUUUGACAAAGAAGCUGGAGCACUGAGAAGCACUGAGGACUGAAAAGCUGGAGUUGCUGGAUAAGACUUCUUUUAACUUUUAUUCAUUAUAGUUACACACUCCGGACAUGCUUUAAUUUGUCCUCAAACCCCCGCUACUACACAUACAGUAACAGCUCAGCCAUUUUAUUGGAGUGAGUAGCCAUAUUCACUUGGGAAAACUCAUUUUGAGGGGAACUAGGCUACUGCUUAUCUGUAAUGGUAGACAGCAGAGGCUUGUGAUUUCUAAGGAAAGAUUUACUCAAGCCUAUUUUUACAGCGGCUUAAUUAGUUGAUCAUGACUGGAACAUCUAGUCUGUGGAAGGUCUCUGAGGGUUUGGGUUGAAGCUUUCCGAAAGGCCACCAUUUUUAAGUACUGUAUUUGAAGCUCCAGAUUGAAAUGUAUUGAUGCAAUGUCGCAUCUAAUGAGUAAGUGUCCAAAUACGCCCAUAGAAGAAAUGCUGUGUCACUGUUGUUUAUGUGAUUUCUCUACUGUUUCUCCUUUCGCCACUUGGGGGAGCAGGAUUAUUUGCCCAGUCAUUGCUAUCUGUCUGGAUAAUGGAUUGUCAUAUGCUUUUUAACAUGUGUUAUUCUCUUUUAGGAAACAACACACCAAUACAUGUUUGAUGCACUUUACAUUAUGUUAUUGAUUCAAUUGCGCUCCGCUGCCAUCUGUUUUUAAAGAUCACUUUUAAUAUAGGCUGAGGAUGGAUAUGAUGCAAACUAAUACACUGGGGUAUGGAACUCCUGAUGAACUGACGGGGCUACCUUUUCGCUACGUUUCUAUCUCCAUAUGUUGUCUUAUAUUCACGUUGCUUUGUUUUAUCAUAUUAAAGAUCUAAUGUAUUUACCUGUAUGCUACGGAGUUGCUUUGACUAUAUAUAACGCAUUCAUUACACAUCUAUAAUCACUUCAUUAACAUGUUAUAACAGGUCCCAACUGCAUUUUUAAAGGUUAUUGAAAUAUAGUCAUAGCAGAUCUGUAGCUCAUUCAUGUCAUUCCAUGCAAGAGCUCAUAUUUACCUUUAAUAGAGGCAUCAUUACAAAUACAGUGUACUGUCAUCAUUAUACUGUGCUCAAAAGUGAGCUUCUCCCAUACUAGUGUUAGUGAAUAUGCCAAUGGACCAAACUAUGUUUUGAAAAUUAUGUUGAUUCAUAGCCCAACAGACCUAUAAUGUUGGUGUUAGAUCAGUGGCAAACUGCAUAUUAAAUUACCAGGAAGUGCUUAUUGUGAAUGGGAAAAUAGAAAUGACUUCAUAUUGACAGCAUAUAAUUCAUAUAUAGACCCUUUGUGUGUGUUAUAAACCGGUAUGACCAACUUAAUUGUGAUUUGGAGGGCUGUUAAUGAGAUACGAUCUGUGAAGUUUAUCCUGAGGAUUCAACCCUGUGGGGAUCUUGGUGCACCACUGACCUCCGUGAGAAUAAGGUCACUGGCAGAUGGGGGAAAUGGGGCUGGUAAAAGCAAUAUAACAGCAUCAUCAACAGGAAUCAUGUAGUAAC